Molecule: messenger RNA, 6294 nt
Organism: Pelodiscus sinensis (Chinese soft-shelled turtle)
Lineage: Eukaryota; Metazoa; Chordata; Testudines; Trionychidae
Product: ABC-type organic anion transporter ABCA8
Biological process (GO): lipid transport; transmembrane transport
Cellular component (GO): membrane; intracellular membrane-bounded organelle
Molecular function (GO): ABC-type transporter activity; lipid carrier activity; ATP hydrolysis activity
Source: RefSeq, a predicted model, not a curated record
GCGCCACUGGUAAAAACAGCUCCCACUCUUGCAGGAAGGAAAAGAGUGUACAACACACAGCCUGGUUUUAAUUACUGCAUUCAGAGUUUCAAGAGUUCCCUAAACCUAACUUUUGAAAGGAGUUUUCCUUCCACAAUUGGGCAGCGAUAUGGUCCGUUAGCUCUCUAGAAAAGAGAGAAGUCUGGAGAGCUGCCAAAGAGGGCAGAAAGGGGGCAGCUAGAGAAAUAACCGAAAUAGUCGUAUAAGCUAUGUCUUCUUGGCAGGAUUCUUGAAGGGUGGGGGGAGUCACGAAGAAGUACUGAAUGUCAUUACAGCGAUUUAAAAAGUAACUGCAGGGAAAAGACGACAACUGCAUUGUGUCCAGAUCCAUCAGAGGAGCUAAUAUUCUGAAUUCUUCUCAAAACUUUCCCUCCCUGCAAGAACCAGAAAUGCAGAGGUUUCAGAGAAAUACAAGUGUCUGUCAGCAAACCAAAGCCCUCUUAUGCAAAAAUCUACUUAUCAAAUGGAGAAUGAAAAUGCAGACCUUUCAGGAAUGGAUCCUGUCACUACUAUUUAUCUUUCUGAUCUACUUGAUAUCAACGACCACCUACUAUCCCCCAGAUCCUGAAAUACCGCAUGCUUUCCUGGGACGAUUGGAUGACCCUGCCUAUAAUGCAACGGGAAUUACAGUUGCGUAUACACCCGUGACGAGCCGCACAAGACACAUAAUGAAAAAAGUGGCUUCAGAGUCUGUAAUGAUGGGUAUAACAAUAGAAGAGAUGGCAGAUGAAAAAGCGCUCGAGGCAGCAUGGAUUUUGAAUGAUGAAAUGAUAGGGGUUGUAUUUAAAGAUGACUUUACCUAUCAACUCAGAUUUUCUCCCUCGAAUGUGAUUGCUCCAAAUGAGCAUUUUGGACAUAUAGAUUCUUGUUAUAAUUUUUCAGAAGUUUAUUGUAAUAGUCCAAGGUAUUGGUACAAAGGAUUUCUGUCUCUGCAAUCAAGCAUUGAUGCUGCCAUUAUAGAAAUGACGACCAAUCACUCUGUCUGGGAAGAAAUGAAGUCGAUUAGUGGUGUCCGCAUGGAAUCACCAGGCAUCAUACCCUUGGUUUCUCUGGAAUACAGUUUUAUCAGUUUUGCCAUUGCAAUAUGUUUCACUCCAUUUAUGCACUUCCUGUCGAGCAAUCUGACAAGAGAAAAAAGGAAGCUCAAGGAGCUGAUGAAGAUGAUGGGGUUACAGGAUGCUGCUUUCUGGUUAUCCUGGAGUUUGCUGUAUAUGGUCUAUGUUUUGAUUAUGUCCAGUGGGCUGGCGGCGAUCACCAUUUCUGAAUUUUUCUACACAAGCAGCUACUUUCUGAUAUUACUUCUGUUUUUCUUUUAUGGCGUAGCAUCUAUCCACUUCUGUUUCAUGCUCAGCGCCCUCUUAAAGAAGCCUAAACUCACCAGCUCCAUUGGAUUCCUCCUCACUUUUUUCUCUGCGAGUCUGAGCUUAAUUACAUUGGUGGAAAGACUUCCUGCACCCUUGGAAUGGGCAUUGGGUCUCCUCUGUCCCUUUGCCUUUACUACUGGAAUCUCAAAGAUUUUACAUUUAGAAAAAUAUGGAGUGGGUUUCUAUUUUUCUAACCUUAUGGAUGAAUCCUAUGCCGUAUUUACAGCCUAUAUCCUACUCAUUUUUGACAGUGUUUUAUACAUGCUAUUGGCUCUCUAUUUCGAUAAAGUUUUGCCUGACAAAUACGAUAGGAAAUAUCACCCUUUGUUCUGCUUCAAGCCAUCAUACUGGUGCCAAAGCAGGAGAAGUUCAGUGGGGGAGAGACCUGAAAUGGAAGAAAACCAUGAAUGUAUCUUCAAUGACAGUAUGGAGACAGUGCCCCCUGCAUUGGAUGGGAAAGAAGCCAUCAGGCUCAACAAUAUUAAAAAAACAUAUAAAACAAAGGACAAGGAAAUAGAAGCUUUGAAAGGUUUGUUCUUAAAUAUUUAUGAAGGCCAGAUCACUGCCUUGCUUGGUCAUAGCGGAGCUGGAAAAACAACAUUACUGAACAUCCUGAGUGGACUUUCCCAGCCUUCUUAUGGUUCUGCAACUAUAUACAAAUACAAGUUAUCAGACCUGAGGGAUAUGGAGGAAGCUAGAGCAUUAUUAGGGGUCUGUCCACAAUUCAACGUUCAGUUUGAAACUUUAACGUUGAAAGAAAACUUGCGCGUUUUUGCUGAAAUCAAAGGGAUCCGCGCCACUGAGGUAGAGUACGAGGUGCAGAAAGUUUUGAAACUCUUGGAUAUUAUCAACAUUCAAGACACGCAAGCUAAUAAACUAAGUGGUGGACAAAAAAGAAAGCUGUCUCUUGGGAUAGCCAUAUUAGGAGAUCCACAGGUUUUGUUAUUAGAUGAGCCAACUGCUGGAUUGGAUCCCCGUUCCAGACACUAUGUGUGGAACCUACUGAAAGAACGUAGAGCUGGUCGAGUGACAUUGUUCAGUACUCAGUUCAUGGAUGAAGCUGAUAUCCUUGCUGACCGGAAAGCAUUUAUCUCACAUGGGAGAAUUAAGUGUGUUGGAUCGUCUCUGUUUUUGAAGAAAAAAUGGGGGAUUGGUUAUCACUUAAGGAUGCAUGUCAAUGAGGGUUGUGACUCCGGGAGCAUGAUAUCCCUGAUCAGACAAUACAUUCCUGAGGCCACGUUCACCGGGCAGAGUGAAAAUGAACUGAGUUAUGCACUGCCCUUAGAAAAUGUGGAUAAAUUUCCAGAUCUGUUCUGCGAGCUAGACAAUCACUCUCGCCAGGGGAUUGUUAAUUAUGGUGUUAGCAUGACAACCCUGGAAGAUGUCUUCCUGAAGCUGGAAGGUGAAGAAACAGUUGAUCAAGAAGAUUAUGGUGUCUUCAGCGAGGAGCAGGCAGAAGAGGAAAGAGACUCCUUUCCCGCUGAUGAAAUGGAACAGGGUCUCCUGUCUCUCUCAGACAUAGGAAAGGCGACUGUAAGUGGCAUCGCCCUCUGGAGACAACAAGUCUGUGCCGUGGCAAGAAUUCGCUUUUUAAAGCUAAAGCAUGAGUAUAAAGCCCUUCGGUCCAUAUUAUUGCUGUGUGGAUUUUUUAUGAUACCUAUAGCUAUCCAGUUUAUCAUGGUUGGCUUAUGGGAGCAUUUAAAUUCUUGGGAGCUGUCACCUGGUCUGUACUUUUCUCCUGGACAGCAAUCUCACAAGGAAGUCACGAGCCUCCUAGUCCUCAACAACACAGGUUCAAGCAUUCAGGACUUCAUCCACUCUCUGGAGACUCAGAACAUAAUGUUGGAAAUAGCAACAGGGAAAAAUAUCACUAAGAGGCUAAUACAUAAUGGGGCUAUACAAGUAUCCUGGGAGAACCAGAGCUACAGAUUUACCGUUAUGUGCAGCAUAGAAACAAUCAACUGCUUUCCAGUGCUUGUGAACAUCAUUAGCAAUGCACUGCUGUGCACCCACAAUUCCACUGCACACAUUCGAAUCUGGAAUCAUCCAUUUUUUAAUAGUCAUCGUCCAGGAAUGUGGAAUUAUUUUAUUAUGAUCUAUCUAAUGACCGCGGUAUUUUUAGUUCCUGGUUUCCCACCUCACUUAGCAAUGAACAGCAUACAAGAUUAUAAGCUAAAAGCUCGUUCCCUGUUGCGGAUCUCCGGGCUCUUCCCUUCAGCCUACUGGUGUGGGCAGGCUCUGGUGGACAUCCCCCUCUACUUGGUUCUCCUCUGCACCAUCUUUGGAAUUAUCUCAACAUUGAGUUCCAGAAAUUGGAUGGCUGCCAGUGGAGUUUUUGCCCUGUUUGCUGGUAUCAUUAGCUAUGGAGCGUCGAUGAUCCUGUUCGUUUAUGUAAUUGCUUUCGUAUUUCGGAAGCGAUGCAACAGCUGUGAUUUUUGGUCUUUUAUCCUCAUAGUGACAGCUCUGGUGAGCACCAUUAUUAGUUUCAUCACCAUGGUGGUUAUCUCAGAAAGCCUUUCCCAUUACAUCUUUUCCAUUCUGAUUCCUAUGUAUCCAUUAAUAGGCGUUGUGAUCAAGUCUAUGAAGUUUUUUAUGGAAGAUGAGUAUUUUAUUGAUUUUGGCCACUGGAGCGAUAUAUUCAUAUCCAUCUUUUCACCUUACCUCCACUGUGCUGUUUUCAUUUUUCUUCUUCGAUGGCUGGAGAUGAAAUACGGAAAAGCGGUUAUGAGAGAGGAUCCAAUCUUUAGAAUCCCCCUAAGGAAUGAGAUCAACCAUCCAAAUCCUGAAGAGCCAGAAGAAGAAGAAGAUGAAGAUGUGCAAGCUGAACGGGCAAGAGUAAGGGGAACCAUAGCUUCUGAAAAUCAGCAAGAGAAACCCAUUAUCAUUGUCAACAAUCUGCGCAAGGAAUAUAAAGACAAGAAAGCCAGUUCGGUAUUUAAAAAAAGGAAGAAAGUGGCCACCAAAAAUGUCUCUUUUUGUGUUAAAAAAGGAGAGGUGUUUGGACUAUUAGGGCCCAAUGGGGCUGGCAAAAGCACAACUAUCAAUAUGAUUGCUGGAGAGACAGCACUGACUGCUGGGCAGGUGCUGGUGAAAGGGAAAGGUGCCGCUGAAGCUCAACUGGAAGAGAGCACAACUGGCUUUCUAGGCCACUGCCCCCAAGAGAACCCUCUCUGGCCAAACCUGACUGUGCAGCAACAUCUGGAGGUGUAUGCAGCUGUGAAAGGGAUGAGGAAAGAAGAUGCGAUGCUUACCAUCAGGCGGAUAGCAAAGGCUCUGGAGCUUCAGGAUCAUUUAAAGAAAGCGAUCAGGAAAUUAUCUGCUGGAGUAACUAGAAAGGUGUGUUUUGCACUGAGCAUGUUGGGGAAACCCACAGUUCUGCUUCUGGACGAACCAUCCACUGGACUGGACCCGAAAGGGCAAAGUCAUGUGUGGAAAGCAAUUCGGGCUGCCCUGAAGAACAAGCAGCAAGGAGCCAUCUUGACCACCCACCACAUGGAGGAGGCUGAAGCACUGUGUGAUCGAGUGGCCAUCAUGGUGUGUGGAAAGCUCCGGUGCAUUGGGGCUGUUCAAUACCUGAAAAGCAAGUUUGGUAAAGGUUACUUACUGGAAAUUAAAGUAAAAGAUCCAGCACAAGUUGAUUGCCUCCAUAUGGAGAUUAUGAGGAUCUUUCCACAUGCAGAUCGUCAGGAACGGGUUUCCGCUUUGCUGGUGUACAAGGUACCAAUGCACAAUGCAUUGCCUUUAUCCCAGACUUUCUCCAAGCUAGAGACAGCCAAACGCACCUUCGGCCUCGAGGAGUACAGCUUUUCUUUGAACACUUUGGAACAGGUGUUCUUAGAACUCUCCCGUGAGCAAGAAAUGAAUAAUUUUGACACAGCUUUGGAAGGUACUUUUGAAUGGAAAAGACUUCACCAGGAAGACCUUUAAAAAUACCAACCUGUUCCAUUAUAUUUUAUUCAGCAUUCAUGUGUAUGAUUUAAUAAUGCACAUAUUUACUAUUAUUACCACACACUUAUCAGCAUAAUAAACAUUGUGGCAUGUAGCUUUGAGGCUGCUGUUCUUUGGACUCAGAAGUACUUUUUGCUAAAUUAGCCUCCAUGGUGAGAAAGGAAGAUUUGUAAAGGUGAAGGCAGUGGGGUAACUCAAGGUAAAUUGCUCCGCUUACAAUAGGUGUUGGAGAAGUUCAGGCCUGGAACUGUGAAACAAGUCCAUGAACUUGACAGAUGGAUGUGGACUGUUGAUAUGGAUGGGGAAGCAUGCUUUGAAGUGAACAAUUAACUACAUACAGAUGUACCUUGUUAGCAUCGUCAUCAGUCACCACCAUCUAAUUGAGAUUCAGUCCAAUCUUCAGCUCAUGCACAACCACACAGAAUAAUCAAUGGAGUGAGAACAAUGAGAUUCUGUUUUCCACUGGUACAGAUAAUCUACAAACCAUGUUGCAAGUGCAUAAUCCUUGCACAUUCAUGGUGAUCUCAAGCUUCCCCUUUAGUCUGAAGAGAGCAGAGUAAGAAUGAGGGUAAAAGCCUCACAAAACCCCUAAGAGAUAAAUAUUAACCGGAGGGAGGUUAAUGAAGCAAAGAAGGGCUAAGUGACUUGACCAUAGUCACAAGAUGAGUGAGUGGCAGAGUAACUGGAACACAAACAUUUCCUGUUCCCAUUUCUGUGCAUUUCCCUCUGUGGGGAAGUGAAUAACUGAUAAAUGCCAUCAUCUAAUGCACAGAAGGAAGUCAGUUUAUAUACUGCUCAUCAUUCUUUCUAACUGAAAUUUUAUAAUUAAAGGCAUUUUAUAUGGUCAUGUCCUUUAUUAUGUUUGUCUCAAUGGAGGAGUGAUCUGCAUGAAGCUGACCCUUCAGUUCUUAUGCUUAUAAGAAGCACUUGGGAUCUUUUUUGG